AUGGACCUGCUUCACGACACGCCGUUCGGUAUCCUGCUGAAUUUCCUGGCCCGCGGGAAGAUCAAGCAGCUUCAGUAUUAUGAAGAAAAGAACCCAGAGAUAUGGAGGAGGUACAUCGAGCCCGACGCAAGCGACAGGAGUAUAGCGAACUCGUCGCAAGAAGGAGUACCCGAGCAAGCAGAAGGGGCUAGUCAGGUCCAGAGCGAGGUGACAGAUGUGAGGGUAGACUCCGAGAAGGGGGAGGAUAUGCGCCUUGUCGAGUUCCUACCUGGAGAUCCAGAGGUUCGUUGGGAUAGACUGCGAGAGGGGAUGAGGGCUAACGAUCUGCAGAACCCCUUGAACUGGUCGCUCACAAAAAAGACCUUCGCAACAUUUCAAAUAUGUCUCUUAACCAUUGCCAUUUACAUCGGCUCCGCCAUUUACGCAGCUGGUGUGAGGGACGUCUCGCGGGUAUUUGGGGUCAGUCCAGUCGCUGGGAUCUUGGGCCUCACGCUCUUUGUCGCCGGAUACGGGCUUGGACCGAUGGUUUGGAGUCCCAUCUCGGAAGCUCCCCAGAUUGGCCGCAAUCCCGUCUAUAUCGGCAUUGCUGCUGUCUGCGGUCCUACCAUGGGACCUGUGAUUAGCGGCUUCGCAGUCGACGCCAACGGCUGGACCUGGACCAUUUUGGAGCUUAUCUGGAUCGGAGGGUUCACCUUCAUUCUGCUCUUCGUCUUUCUCCCGGAGACGAGCUCCAGCAAUAUCCUCUUCCGCCGUACACGACGUAUCAGAAAACUGACUGGCAAUGAUAAGCUAAUCAGCAGGGGAGAGCUAAUGGCGGAAACUAUGACGAGACGGGACGUCGUCCAAAUGCUGCUUGUCCGCCCAUUCACUCUCAACUUCACGGAACCGAUGGUCUUCCUUCUGAAUCUAUACACGGCUCUCAUCUAUGGACUGCUUUACAUCUGGUUUGAGUCAUUUGCCGUUGUCUUUCGAGGCAUUUACGGGUUCAAUACCGGGCUGAUUGGGCUCUCAUUCCUGGGAAUCUUUGUCGGUGCCAUCAUUAUCGUGCCGCCUUUUUUCUGGUACCUGCACAAGUACCUCGAACCGGAGUUCGACGAGAAUGGAUUUAUCCAGCCGGAAAAACGACUUCCCCCAGCGUUCUUAGGUGGCGUCGCAAUUCCAAUCUGUUUGUUUUGGUUCGGCUGGUCUUCAAGACAGAGCAUCAACUGGAUCAUGCCUAUCAUCGGUUCUGCUUGGUUCAGUAUCGGAUCCUUCUUAUUAUUCAACCCGGUGUUGAACUACCUCACAGACGCGUACCCUGACUACGCUGCAUCGGUGCUUGCUGGAAACGACCUGUUCCGGAGUGCGUUUGGUGCAGGUUUCCCGAUGUUUGCGACGGCCAUGUACACCAGGCUGGGUGUUGGCUGGGCAAAUUGGCCCGACAUUGCGGCAUAA
Molecule: messenger RNA, 1434 nt
Organism: Colletotrichum chrysophilum
Lineage: Eukaryota; Fungi; Ascomycota; Sordariomycetes; Glomerellales; Glomerellaceae
Exons: 4
Coding region: 1-1434 (477 amino acids)
Biological process (GO): xenobiotic detoxification by transmembrane export across the plasma membrane
Molecular function (GO): fluconazole transmembrane transporter activity
Source: RefSeq, a predicted model, not a curated record